Molecule: messenger RNA, 1632 nt
Organism: Saccharomyces eubayanus
Lineage: Eukaryota; Fungi; Ascomycota; Saccharomycetes; Saccharomycetales; Saccharomycetaceae
Gene: DMA2
Product: ubiquitin-conjugating protein DMA2
Exons: 1
Coding region: 1-1632 (543 amino acids)
Biological process (GO): negative regulation of septation initiation signaling; protein ubiquitination; mitotic spindle assembly checkpoint signaling
Cellular component (GO): mitotic spindle pole body; cytosol; ubiquitin ligase complex
Molecular function (GO): ubiquitin protein ligase activity; protein binding
Source: RefSeq, a predicted model, not a curated record
AUGUAUACGCCCAUUCCUGCCAAUACCCCGGCACCCACUGCUCCAGCCUCGUCGAUGGCUUCUAACUCUUCAUCCGGAUCGAAUGCCAACUCUAGCAGCACUACGGGCAACAACUCGAACAUGAGGAACGCUGGCAAUGGUAGAGCUAGCGGUACGUCUUCCAACGGAAGAGCUCGUUCUGGGUCAGGUAUCAGUUCGUUUUUGAAUACUUUCGGAAUUAGACAAAACAACCAGACGGCCUCGUCUUCUUCUGCGGCUCCGGAUCAGCGUCUAUUUGGCACCACUCCAUCCAACUCAAAUAUGAGUUCGGCCAUGGAAAACGCUAAUGCUGCUCCACCUCAGCAGGAACCCCGCCUGCAUCACCCCAUACAAAUGCCUGCAUCGGUCCAGUUUCACGUUCACCGUAACUAUCAGCUUCCAAUUUCCUUAUCGCUAACCGCCCCCAUGUCCGCAGAUCAACACCAACAUCAUCAACAACAGCAGUCUCCACAAAAUUUUGAAAACAGCAAUGCUGCGAGUAUUCAAGAGGCCUUGAAUCAACAACAGACUGCCACUACAUCCAAUAACAAUACUACUACCACUACAACGUCUACUACUCUAUUGAUACCAGCGGAUGUAGCAAGAAACAAUACAGGUCUCGCAGCCUCUGGCUUGGAAGGCCCGGCCUCCACCACUAACAAUCAGGAAAUGUAUAAGAAUCUGCGUCACUUGAUAUAUGCUGCAAACCAGCCAAAUGGGACGGAAAUUUUGCAUUUGGACUUACCUGCGACAAUCGCAGGAGAUUCAAGCAAUACUAUUAAUGUUGAUGAAGAUACUUUGAAGCAAAGAAAGGACAAGCAUGGUCUUUUCAGUAUAAGGUUAACGCCCUUCAUUGACAGUUCUUCCACCACAAAUCAAGGUUUAUUUUUCGAACCGAUUAUAAGAAAAGCAGGGCCAGGAUCUCAAUUGGUUAUUGGCCGCUACACUGAACGUGUCCGCGAUGCAAUCUCUAAGAUACCUGAACAAUACCAUCCAGUGGUAUUUAAAUCUAAGGUCGUAUCAAGAACACAUGGCUGUUUCAAAGUAGAUACUCAAGGUAAUUGGUAUAUAAAGGAUGUGAAAUCUUCGAGUGGGACUUUUUUGAACCACCAAAGACUUUCCCCCGCUUCAUCGUUGUCAAAGGAUACCCUUUUACGGGAUGGUGACAUCCUGCAAUUAGGAAUGGAUUUUAGAGGCGGCACUGAAGAAAUUUAUCGUUGUGUAAGGAUGAGGGUAGAGGUGAACAGAUCAUGGAAACUGAAGGCAAACUCGUUUAAUAAAGAAGCUUUGCAACGGUUACAGAACCUACAGAAAUUAACUACAGGAGUUGAAGAAGAAGAUUGCUCGAUUUGUUUGUGUAAGAUCAAGCCAUGUCAGGCUAUUUUCAUAUCUCCAUGCGCUCAUAGCUGGCAUUUCCGUUGCGUAAGAAGGCUAGUCAUGCUCUCAUACCCGCAAUUCAUAUGUCCCAACUGUAGAUCAAGUUGCGAUUUGGAAGCUUCUUUCGAAAGUAGCGACGAAGAGGAUGAAAGUGAUGUGGAAAGCGAAGGCGAUCAACUGGUUGAUCAAUUGAGCGUACUAAUGGAAACUUCAAAGGAUGCCGUCGACCAUCCCUAA